CUGCCCGCGCCCCCGGGCGCGCUGAAGCUUUGGGCGGCUCGAGCUCGGCGCAGCGCCCUCCUGCAGCGGCCACUCCAGCCUCGGGGCCAUGGCCCGAGAUGCCCCGUGAGCUGGCCGGUCCGGGGCGCGGACGUCGGGCGAAAAGACGAGGCUCUGCGGGUCCGGGAGGUCGAGGACCGGGAGGCGGCUGAGGCUGCGGCGGCUGGCAUUGAUGUGGGAGCUGCCCCAAUGGCUCCUCAGGGCCAAAGGGGCGCGGGGCCCGGGGCGCACGGGGCCAGGCGGGCCGCGAGCGGCCCCAAGAGAGCUCGGGGCAGCCCGAGGCCGGCGGCCAGGGCUGCACCUCCCACGCCUCGGCUGCCGCCGCCGUCGCCGCCGCUGCUGCCACCCCUGCUGCUGCUGUUGCUGCUGCUGCUGGCGCUGGCCGAGCGCGGCCGCGCAGCCGACUCCGGUACCAACCAUCUGCGAACGAAUGUCACCCUAACCCCACAAUCAUUUACAAAUCCUCGGAGAUCUACAUCAACAUCACCAACAUGGCCUUCCUGGGAAUUAAAGUCUUCCUCGAACAUGGACCGGCUCAAGGAUCCAAUGAGACAUUUCCCUGAAAAUGCAAGCUUGCUUCAGAUAAUCAAAUCUACACUGGUUCACCCUCCCCCUAGAACUAGGGCUCAAAUAGAUUUCUCUUCUGCCCUUUAUCAAGGGAGUGGACAUAGUGCAUCUCUGGAUCCUCCCAAGGAGUUGGCCCAGGCUCUCAACCGCCCAAGACCUCGAGAUUCGGACGAAGCAGCUGAUGUGUCAGGUUUGCCUCAACCCAACAUGUCUGUCCCAUUGUCCACAACACCAUCUGUGACAUUGUCGAGUGCUGUCCUGUCAUCUCAGCCAGUGCCAUUAGGAACACCUUCCAUUCCAAACCAGCACAUGCCAGGGUCAGACAUUGUCUCAGCAAUUCCAUCUCCAUCUCUCUCUUCAUCAGUUCCUGGCUCACCUCAUACCAUCAUAUUUUCUAAACCUACUGAGCUACCAGCCAAAGUGCCUUCAUCCCCCCAGGCAGCUCCCUCUGAUUUUUCCCAUAGAGAAAGUAUUGAUAAUCCCUUAGACCCUCUUUCCAGUAAAACAAGUCACCCUCCAUCCAGAAAGGCCCAAGAAUUAACAGACAUCCUCGGUCUGGAUUUUUCUGGAUCUACAACAGCACAGUACUCUAGAGUGGCCCCAAGUGAGAGACUGCACCCCGAAAGCCCAUCUACAUCUGUGUUUGUGAAUUCCAUGCCAGACAUACCCCAUCUGUCUUCCCCACCAGUUGCUCCUGGAAGUCUACCUUGGCUUCCAAGUCAAACCCCUACAUUGUUGAAGUUCACAGAUAUGUCUUCUUCAGGCCCAGUCCACACUCAACCAUUCAAACCAAGAGUGACUAAAAGGGCCCAUGGCAGUGUGAUCUGGCCGGCUUUUGAGAGCUCAUCAGAGGCGCCCGAAGUGGGGUCCAGACUUGUCCAAAGUACAGAUGGAGGAGCCGCUUCUAUGGAAAGGAAACCCAGCCAACCUGCUACAGUAAACAAGCCUGUGCAAUUGUCACCAGCUCCCGAGGACGUGAGGGCAGUGUCCCGUCUUGGAAAACAUGUCCCCUCCUCUCCAGCCACUCGGUCUUUUGCAGCUCCAGGUGAAGCAACUUCUCCUCAUCCUGCCUCUUCACCAGCAACUAAAAAUGAACCAGCUUCAAUCUCCACACCUGAUUUCCCAUGGCAGUCCCAGAGCAGGGCAUCUCCCCUGCUUAUGGUGGCUAAAAGUCCAACUUCUAAAGAAAAGAAUAAGGAUGGGACUCCUACAGACUUGCUUCUUGUGGAGACGGACCAGUCAUCUGUCCAGUAUUCUACAAUUGCCAGUCUCCCCUUAGGGAAAGAAGGCAGCUUGAUGGGUGCUUUAAUGGGAAAUGAAAAAGCCAAGAGGAUGACAUCUCCUGGUUCCAGUCCCACUCAGGAGGCCACCAGCCAGUCCACUUUAAAUGAUUCGACCACCAAUCACAUUCCAGCUGCUAUCAUCACAAAGCCCAGAGUGGCUCUCACACUCUCAGACUUGCCUGCUCAUCCUAUCCUGCCGACGGAGCGAUCCUCCUCUGCUUUGAAGUCUUUUCCUACAGCAGAUGCCGAGUCUAAGGUCGGGACAACACCUGCAGAUAGUUCUAGAGUCACGACUUCAGCCCCUAAGCGGGAGACCAUGCAUGUUCUCCAUUCUUCUAGACCAGCAAGAACACAAACGGCAAUGAGCACAGAUGUUUCCCAGAGUAUUCUUCCAGGAGGAACAGGGUCUCAUUUCUUAGAAUCACUGAUACCUGUCCUGCAUCCCCAAAAAGGUUAUGAUUUAAAUGGACAUGAAAAAAGUCUUGCACCCUCAGUGACCCAUUCUGCCAAAAUCACUGUUCCUAGUGGCUCAAAUUUAGCUGCCAAAAUGACACAUCCUCCAGAUGUCAGAGAUGCUGAUUUGCAUCGGACCUUUGCUAAAGGGCUCAGACUUGAAUAUCCAUCCCUUAAUUUAAGCACAGAACAAGCCACACAUCAGUCUAGAGUUACUACGAUUGGAAAUUCUUCAGACCUUUGGCCUGCAAGCCAGAAAAACAUCACUCGUGACCUUGAAGCAUCGUUCGGUCCACACCUGGCUAGCCAUGAAGCUUUCACCAUAGCCCACGAACACCUCCUUUCACGUCCUUCCUCAGAAUCGCCUCCACUUUUGACAUCUGUUCCACCAGCCUCGUCAGAUGUAACUCCCCCCAUCAGCUUGCAGGAAAUGCUUUUAGGAGAAACGGAGACAAGAACCUCAUCUGCCAGUACUCACCAUCCAUCACCUAUGAUAAGUACUCCUGGGUCAUUCCAGAGUGGCCGCAAGCCUUGGACGUUCCCUGCUGCCGUUCUUCCCACACUAACCCAUGCCUUAUUCAGGACGGCAUCUAAAGCACUGCUGACUUCUCCAGUCCCUGAGAACUGGACUGUUGCACCCGCUCAUGCAGGUAGUUUGGUUCCUGGUUCCCAACACACAGCACACGCUUCCAUGUCCCCUGAGGUGGUUCCAACUGUGGCGUCAACAGCAGCCACAAGGGUUAUAGGAAAAUACACUCUGUCCGCAUUGUCUGCAGCCUUAGUGUCCAAGGGGACUGGAAACAAACUCUCCAUUCCCUCAGCAAUGGUGGCCAAAAGCACCCUGUCCCCAGUGCUGGCUAAAAAUGGCACCCCCAUUGGAACACCAGGCUCCCAGAUGGUGACAGUUACAACCAAGGCAAUGGAGACUCCUACAGCUUCUCCCUUCGUAUCCACGACUCACAGAACCACGCAGGCCAAUAUGAUCACAGCUGCAGCAAGGUUGUCAACAACACAUUUCCCAGGGAAAUCUCAAGCCAUGCAAUCAGACUUCCAUAAGACAACCAACUCAGAAAUGUCCAGAAUCUCCACCACUUUCCCACUGACCAUCAUGGCAGCUCUGACGUCCAUGUCCACAUUGGGAAAGGUUACUAAACUCCCUCCCAUACCUGUGGAAAACACAUCGGCUGCUCUCCCAUUGGCUUCCACUACUGUGGUCACAACUGGCAAGACCACCUUGAAUCUAGAAUGUCAGAUGUCCAGGAAACUAAUGGUAAAGACAGUUCUCUUUCUCACCCAGAGGAGGCUGCAGAUCAAUGAUUCCCUGAAGCCUGAUGUAACCAAAGGGCUCACCCAAGCCCUGCAGAAAGCUUUCCACCAGAAUGAUAUCUAUGCACAUGUAGAAAUUUUGGAACAUUCCCACAAUGUGACAGUUGGCUAUUAUGUCACGAAGGGGAAACUGGUUUAUAUCCCUGCUGUUGUUGUUGAGGUCCUGGUUGCUUAUGGCAUUAGCAAUGUCACUGCUGACCUGAAGCAGCAUGUGCCAAACCUGCAGUCUGUGGCAGUACUGGCUUUGCCAUGGAACCCUCAGCCAGCCUACGCCUUUCAGCUAAAAACGGUGUUGCAGUUUGUGGGCCAGUCCGACAACAUCCAGUCCUGCAAGUUUGCUCAGACGAUGGAGCAGAGGCUGCAAAAAGCUUUUCAGGAUGCAGAGAAAAAAGUUCUGAGUACCACUAGCAAUCUGACUGUGGAGAUUUUGAAUACGUCAAACGCUUCCCAGGCAGUAACCUUGACUUACGCAGUUUGGAAUCAGAGCACCCUUCUCAACGGCACGGUCUCCAGCAGCCUCCUGAGUCAGCUGUCGGCCGAGUUGGUGGGCUUCUACCUCACCUACCCACCCCUGACCAUCGCAGAGUCCUUGGAAUAUCCAAACCUCGAUGUCUCAGAAACAACUAGAGACUAUUGGGUGAUUACAGUUCUGCAAGGGGUGGACAACACUUUGGUGGGACUCCACAACCAGAGUUUCGCCAGAGUCAUGGAACAGCGGCUGGCCCAGCUGUUUAUGAUGUCCCAGCAACAAGGCAGGAGGCUUAAACGGGCCACAACUCUUGGGAGCUACACAGUUCAGAUGGUAAAGAUGCAGCGUGUCCCCGGACCCAAGGAUCCUGCAGAACUGACUUACUACACGUUGCACAAUGGGAAACCUUUGCUGGGAACAGCUGCCGCCAAGAUCUUGAGCACCAUUGACUCCCAGAGGAUGGCUUUGACCUUGCACCAUGUAGUUCUUCUGCAAGCUGAUCCGGUUGUUAAAAACCCUCCCAAUAACCUGUGGAUCAUCGCUGCCGUCCUGGCGCCCAUUGCUGUGGUCACCGUGAUUAUCAUCAUCAUCACGGCAGUGCUUUGCAGGAAGAACAAGAAUGACUUCAAGCCAGACACCAUGAUGAACCUGCCUCAGAGGGCAAAACCAGUUCAAGGCUUUGAUUACGCCAAACAACAUCUGGGUCAACAAGGAGCUGAUGAAGAGGUCAUCCCAGUGACCCAGGAAACAGUGGUCCUGCCCCUCCCGGUCAGAGAUGCUCCUGCCUCCCAAGAAAGAGAAACUGCUCAAGACGGAAGCACCAUUAAAACAGCCCAGUCCACUGAAACGAGGAAAAGCAGGUCGCCCAGCGAGAACGGCUCGGUCCUUAGCAACGAAUCAGGGAAGCCCAGUCCCGGGAGACCCUCGCCCCAGAACGUGACAGUGGCGGCCACAGCGCAGCAGCAGAAAGUGACAAAAGACGAGGGAAGGAAGAGAAAUGUGCCUGUGAGCGAUGAAGAAGAAGGCGCCGGUCUCUUUGAUAGCACAGGCAAGCCAGUAGCUGAUCCAUUUGACACCUCCUCGGGCUCUGUACAACUAAUCGCCAUCAAGCCAGCUGCGCUGGCCCCUGCCCACCCGGCCUCUGAACGGAGCCAGGAGUCAGCCAUCAUUAAUGGAGAGGUGAACAAGGCCUUGAAGCAGAAGUCUGACAUCGAACACUACCGCAACAAGCUGCGCCUCAAGGCAAAGCGCAAAGGCUAUUAUGACUUCCCUCAAGUGGAGGGGAACAAGGCGCUGACGGAGCGGAAGAUGUACGAGAAAGCCCCCAAGGACCUCGACCAUGUCUUGGAUCCCGAGCCCGAGGCGCCCUCUCCAUUUGGCGAACCUAAGAACAGGCAACAGAUGAAGAACUCUGUGUACCGAAGCCGGCAGUCUUUAAACAGCCCCAGUCCAGGGGAAACCGAGAUGGACCUCCUGGUGACACGGGAGAGACCCCGACGAGGAAUCCGAAACAGCGGCUAUGACACUGAACCUGAAAUUAUAGAAGAGACUAACAUUGACCGAGUUAAUGAGCCUCGAGGCUACCCAAGGUCACGCCAGGUAAAGGGUCAUUCAGAGACGUCCACCCUCAGUUCUCAGCCAUCCAUUGAUGAAGUCAGGCAGCAGAUGCACAUGCUGCUGGAAGAAGCAUUCAGCUUGGCCUCUGCAGGCCACGGUGGGCAGAAUAGGCAGCAGGAUACUUAUGGCUCAGCCCAGCACUUCCCUUACUCUGAAGUGGUAACAAGUGCCCCUGGGACCAUGACCCGGUCAAGAGGUGGAAUGCAAUGGGUGCCUACGUACAGACCAGAGAUGUACCAAUACAGUUUGCCGAGGCCGGCCUACAGGUUUUCUCAGCUUCCUGAGAUGGUCAUGGGAUCUCCUCCACCUCCAGUACCUCCCCGAACUGGUCCUGUGGCUGUUGCUUCUCUCAGGCGGUCUACUUCUGAUAUCGGCAGCAAGACCAGAAUGUCUGAGUCCAGCGGCCCGGAGCAAGCCCAGCUGCAUGAUGGAGCCCCUUUUGCCCAGGUUUCCAGAGGCCCGGUCUCGGUCACUCCAUUGGACCAGUCGGCUUUAAAUUACUCAGGAAGCACGGUUCCAGCUGUGUUUGCCAUUCCAGCUGCAAACAGACCUGGAUUCACGGGCUACUUCAUCCCCACGCCACCCUCGUCCUACCGGAACCAAGCCUGGAUGUCAUAUGCGGGAGAGAAUGAGUUACCAGGGCAAUGGGCAGACUCGGUUCCACUCCCAGGUUACAUAGAGGCAUAUCCUCGGUCCCGCUACCAACAGACAUCCCCCUCGAGGCUCCCCCGACAGUACAGCCAGCCCAGCAACAUGCACCCAAGUCUGGAACAGGCCCCUAUGGCCUCCACAGCAGCGUCUCAGCAGAGCCUGGCAGAGAACGACACUUCCGACGCCCCACUGACCAACAUCUCCACGGCAGCCCUGGUGAAGGCGAUCCGGGAAGAGGUCGCUAAGCUGGCCAAGAAACAAACAGAUAUGUUUGAAUUCCAGGUCUAACACUUAGUAGCUCUCUACUCUUGUAGCCAUUGAACUCCAAACCAUGAAGCCUGCAAAGAGACAAGGAGAUAUGUCUUUGGUUUGUUUUUCAGUCCACCUUUGUUGGGACUUGGGAGCAGGGGUGGAUUUCUGUCCGACCCAUUACUUCCUAGAAAGGUGAACUCUGGGGUUUCUCCUAAAUGGAGGAACUCCUUGAAAAGCAAAGCUCUUGACCCGUCUAUCCUGCCGGCCAAUCAAGAUUGCUGGUAACUGUGUGAUUGAUAUGCCGAUACAUGAAAUCCAUGGAAUAUGAUUGUAUGUCCUGAGAAGCCUUAGGCAUGAGAGAUGCUUUUUGGUAGAUUGCUCUUCAAUGCCAUAUUUCAUAAGUAAUCAGAGAGAGGGCAAAAUCCCGACCUGAUUACCGUGACCUCUGCAUGCUCAAUCUGUAUUUCUGUGAUAAAAAAGGGGAAGAUGAGCACCAGACUGCAUACUUUCUCAUUGGAACAAGAGCAAAAUUUAAAUGAAAAAAAUAAAAUCAUCUCUGAACUUGGGAUAAGGAAACUGAAUCCAAUCAAGUAACUUCAACCCUUUUUAUUUCAAGCUCAUGCUCAAAGCCAAGUGAAAUUUAUGUUUCUAGUUCUCCCCAAACAAUCACCCUUGUAAAUAGUCCCAACUCAGUUUCUCAUUAACCGUACAAUGGCCUGAAAGCAGAGAAGAUGGCAGAGGAGACUGAUUGUGGCCACGUAAUUAGUGUCUGCUGAAUUCUUAUUAAAGGCCCCUGUUGAGCAUCUGAAAAAGUGUUGGCCUUUGGGGAAUAGAAGGCAUUGUGAGUUGUGCCGAAGACCUAACAAAAAAGUGAAGAGGAAGAAGAAGGAGAGAGAAAUGGUGCAAAGAGCUUUGGGGAAUUCUACAAGUGAAAAAUGGUUAUUUGAGUCUGUUUUCUUUGCCCUACAUUGAAAGUAGCCUGAGAACCGACCAUCUCUCUCUGUUUCUCUUUCUCUCCUGGAAUAAUAGGUACAUCUACUUUCACAAGGAAACCUCUGUUUAUCAUAAAGCUUUCCAGCUCUCUCAAACAAUGCUGUUCAGUAAAUGCUGCCAGGUGUCUCAAAAUAAAACUCUGAUUGAUGUCUGCUCAAAAUGGGAUAUGUGAAUCUGCAGACUUUCAAAUUCCCAGCCGGUGUUUGUAGAAACUUGGGAAUAUGGGCAACCUGUUGACUUAUGGGCCAAUGUAAAUCAAUGCAAACAAGUGUAUGAAUUUAACCAAAUCAUCUCGUUUAGUGGAAGCAGGGGGCUGGGGGGGUGGGGGACUGGUAUUUACUAAAAUUACAGACUGCUGACCAUGGUGUGCUUAAUGUUGCAAAUCCUCUUUCCCCACUGGUAGGGAAUCUGACCUCUUCGGCUCAUUGUAAGGGACACAUCAUCCCCGUGAGCUACCGAACGUGUCCAGAAUUCAUUUUCCCCAAGUCAAAUCAAAUAAAGUAACAUCUUGAUCAUAGGCGAUACUCUGGUAUCUUUCAUUGAGAAACCAGCUUCAGUAGAAGAGGUCCCCAGUGUUGGGAAUGGAUGUACUUGACAUCUGUUGAAUUCUGUGCUAAUGGCCUCCCUUCACCCUGCAAUCCAUUCAGCUACAGCCAUAUAUAUGUUCUUUAUCUGAUCUGAUCACCUCAUUCUCUGCAUGAGUUUCUUUGGUCUUUAACCGAGAUGAAAAGUCAGAGUUGGGUUAGGUUGGGAGCCAUGUCUAAAAUCUGAGAGAACACAAAAGGAAGAUUCAGACUAACAAAGCACACACAGACUUUUAAAACUGAGCAAUUUUUUUUUUGGUUCGUUUCAAAGACAAAGAGCCCAUCCCAGAUAAUACCAGAGAUAAUGGGUGGUAGAAUCUUCAAAUAUCAAUCUUGGUCAAACCACAUAGAAUAAUGAGGAACCUUUUGGUAAACUGGUUGAUUUUGCAAAAUGUUAGUGUUUUUUGUUAUUUAAAAAAAAUCAGAUAUAAAUAAAAUGUAUUUUUAUAAUCUCCACGUGUAUAUACUGUAUAUUUCUACCAGUGGCCAAUUUGCUACGGACAAAGAACUAAGUCAACUUGCGAGGCAUUAUAGACGCAGCAAGACUUUACUGAUAAAUCGAUGUGUGGUGUGUAAAUUUAAUCUUAGUUAGGCAGUCAACUAACAUGAAUGCAAAAAGAGCCAAAGAAACUCAGCCUUUCAUACAAAUAGGUAUUGGUCUGAUAAAGUCAGUUAAUUCUCCCAGUUGCUUAUUAAUGCUACUAUAUCAUCAGCGCCACUGUGUCAAUCCAGAUGUGUUACUUUCUAUCCAAGUGGUGUUUGCCUGGAAAUCCUGUAUGUCAAAUAGAACCUUAAAGACAAUUGUGCAAUUUAAAUAUUUAUGCUUUGGGAUGAAAUCUCUGAGCUCUGGACAUGUUAGAGGUGAUAAUGAAUGCAUGUAAAAUUCAUGGACAUGUAAAUGUCCUCAGCCUUUACAUUACCACUGGUUUGAAUUUUUUCAUAUAAUUUUUACAAAAAGCUGUAUCUCCCUGUUUCCCCAGGAAGAGCUAUUAAAUCUUUGAAUUCAA
This is a messenger RNA of Antechinus flavipes (yellow-footed antechinus), 9241 nucleotides long. Its product is annotated as KIAA1549 like. Lineage: Eukaryota; Metazoa; Chordata; Mammalia; Dasyuromorphia; Dasyuridae. The record is from RefSeq and is a predicted model, not a curated record. Bases 229 to 6693 code for a protein of 2154 amino acids. The transcript is spliced from 21 exons.